Molecule: messenger RNA, 1851 nt
Organism: Cydia fagiglandana
Lineage: Eukaryota; Metazoa; Arthropoda; Insecta; Lepidoptera; Tortricidae
Product: dynein regulatory complex subunit 5-like
Exons: 11
Coding region: 1-1851 (616 amino acids)
Molecular function (GO): protein binding
Source: RefSeq, a predicted model, not a curated record
AUGAAGUUGCAAGAAAGUAUUAAUUUUAAUACUUAUUUGGCUUACAAACCACCAAAAAAUAUUGAACCAGAUAGAAAAUUAAUAUCGGAAUGUUUCGACUGGGAUGCUAAACACCCAAAGACACUUGCAGUAAUCUGUAUUGAAAAAUUAAGUGAAAACUGGAUGGGAUAUCCGAAGUUAGAGCAUUUUACUGCGAAAGAUAAGGACUUAUUCUUACAAAUAUUGGAUACGAAGGUACCUCUGCAAAUCCUUGUGGAUAAUAUUAAAAACGAUUUAUUUUGGAAAAGAUGUUAUAAAUCUCGAUGGACUGAUUCACCUCUAAUAACAAAUGAAAAAAGAUGGAUAAAUGUUUUUAUGGAAAAACAUUAUGCAGAUAUUUUAGAAAAUAUGAACCCUCGUCAAUACGACCCUGAAAAGGUUACUCUUCUAGUAAAGCUAUGUGGACCGUAUAUCCAGUCGUUGAGCAUUCGAAGUUUGGUUCCGACGGAUAUUCCAAUACAAAGAACGGUUUCACCUGAAAUGGCCGAUCUAAUUACUAGCCAACAGCAGUCUGACACCAAGCCCCCAAAAAAGAACGAAAUUCUUACCAGAGAUCACAUAUCUCUACACGCUGCUUUAGGCAGUUUAUCAGAUUUGGUCGAGUUGCAUAUUACAUAUCAACUUCGAUAUAUAGACACAGAAUAUCGCAAAGAUCAAUUCCAAUUUACAAACAAUGAUGCAAAGAAUUUAGCUCGAGGCUUAGAGAAGUGUUCCCAACUUAAAAUAGUGAGGAUUACUAGAAGUGAUAUGAAUUGUCAAAGGGUUAAAUAUGUCUUACGAGGACUUUCUGAUAGUCAAAGUUUGGAAACUUUGGACUUUAGUCAUUGCAAAAUAGCAGACGAGGGGGCUACUUCAAUAGCUAAGUUUAUAUUACGCCAUGAAAAUUUACGCAGCAUAAUUUUAGCAGACAAUAUAUUUGGUCCUCCAGGGAUAGAAAGUAUAGCACAUGCGCUGAACCAUGUUAACUGUAACAUUCGCAAUUUGGAUUUGAGAUUAAACAACAGGCUUGGAUCAGAGGGCAUAGCUCACAUCGCAGUAACAAUAGCCAGAGGGUGUAAUUUGACAUCCUUGAAUAUAUCGGGAUGUGGUAUUACCGCGAUGCCCCUAACCAAAGCACCAGCAGGCGUAUGGUCAACAACAAGUGCUGAUAGUCCUCCGACUUGCGGUGAGCUUUUAGCUAGAGCUAUUGGCUUAGCUAAAACACCUUUACGCGCUUUGGAUAUAAGUGUGAACGAUAUUGGCUCUCCAAGUGAUAACAGUUUGUCGAAUGCUAUUUGCUUAAGUUACUUGAUAGAUGUCAACCUCAAAAGAUCUGGAAUGUCGUCAAUGGCAAUGGCUAUAGGUGAAUCGGCUGCUGCAGCACAAAGGUUAAGAAGAGAAGCGGAAAAAGGAAUACGAUUUAGAAGAAGUGCUGGGAGAGUUUUGCAAGCUCGAAGAGUAGCUAAGGGAAUGAAUAUAGAUGCGGAUCCAAUAUUGUUAGCACAGCAACUCUCAGCUCGUCCUUCUAUAGUAUCAGUUACGUCAGAGGAUGGUAUUUACUGCAUGCAAACGCAACCACUACCAGCAGAUUUUAGCUUUGUUCCAAUGAUAAAGAGUCCUUUACCAUCGUCCCGAACUUCGUCAAUUACUGGCCCUCCGACGUCAAGACGUUCCAGCCAUCAUAUGAUUAUAGAACCAGUAAAAGAAAUACGACGUAGUGCAUUAGUUCGUCGUGGUUCAGAUGGAUCAUUGCUGCAAUCACGCGGUGAUUGUGGCCCACGACACAUAAAAAUAUUUGUUUCUAAUGAGCUUGUUAGCUCUCAACAUUACUAG